Effrenium voratum is the source of this 1301-nucleotide messenger RNA. Lineage: Eukaryota; Dinophyceae; Suessiales; Symbiodiniaceae. The record is from the annotation of a GenBank genome assembly.
UGGCUCCAGGAAUCCGCUCCCCGCGCCUUCCGCGUCUCCGCGUCCCCGCCUCUGCCCAAAAACUCGCUGAUCAUGGCCCCAAAGAAGGGAACUAAGCGUGCCGCGGCCGCGGAGGUGACCCUGACUCCGGAGGCCAAGAGGAUGAAGGAGACCUUCCGGAAGUACGGGGUGGUUGAGGCGGAGUAUGACGGCGUGGUGGAGGCUCUGCAGCACCCGGCGGCCGAGCUCCCAGCCUCAGUGCGGCAGAUGUUGGUGGCCAUGCUGCCGGAGGGGAUCUGCGUGCCGGUGAACGAGCGCCACCAGUACCAGGAGGCCCACGUGAAGAUGCUUCAGGAGACCUUGGAGUCCAUCGUCUCCAGGCUGCAGAGCAGCGCGGGCCUCGCCUCCGAGGAGGUCCAGCGCGUCGAGGCGUCCAAGGGCGAGCUGCAGGCCAAGGCGCAGGAGUGCGAAGAAGCUUUGGCGAGCGCCGCUUCGGAGGCGAUGGCGAAGAAGGAGCUGCUGGCAGAUGUGACGCGGGCGGUGCUCGCAGCGAAGACCGCGCUGGCCGAGAAGGAGAAGCUUCAGAAAGAGGGGGAUGCCUCAUACCUGAGCGCUCAGCAGGAGAAGACGGUGGUGGAGGAGGCGGUGGCGCAGGAGUUCCGCCUGCUGCGGGAUGGGGACACGGAGGGCGAGGAGGCCAAGGCGCACUACAAGAAGUUGGAGACGCUGGCCGGGAAGAUUGGGUUUGAGGCCAGCCUGAUGACAGCCCUGCCCACCAGCAUGCUGAAGAAGCCGGCGGAUCGGGGCUCCUUCGAUGCCAUGGUCGUCGCACAGCUACAGGAGGGCCUUGGCAAGCGCCUGGCGCAGCUCGGGGAGCAGCUCAGCGCCGGGGCCCCGCUGGCGCAGCAGCGCCAGGAGGCCACGCAGCAGGCGGCGAAGGAGUUGGAAGCGGCGAAGGAGAAGCAGCAGGAGGCGGCCGAGGCCUACCAAGCAUCCCUGGAGGCCCAGAAGCAGCGCCAGGCAGAGCUGGAGGCGGCCAAGAAGGAGGUGAAGUCCGUUGAGCCGCGGCUCAAGGCGACCCUCAAGGCCCAGAAGGAGGCGGAGGAUGAGCUGAAGCACUUCCGCGAGUACAACCUCGCGUGCUUCGAGAAGCUGCGGGACCACAGCGCUGAGAAUCCCAAGGAGACCCUCCUGGCCAACGCCCAGCGCGAGCUGGCGGAGGCUGCGGCCCUGGAGGCGGCUGAGGCGGGCGCUUGACGAAGGCGAGAGGCGCUGGUCGAGCGAUGAGCGGCUCGCGGACCGACCGGGCCAUGAGAGGAGUC